Cataglyphis hispanica is the source of this 3177-nucleotide messenger RNA. It is a transcript of the gene ValRS-m, whose product is annotated as valine--tRNA ligase, mitochondrial-like. Gene Ontology annotation, biological process: valyl-tRNA aminoacylation. Lineage: Eukaryota; Metazoa; Arthropoda; Insecta; Hymenoptera; Formicidae. The record is from RefSeq and is a predicted model, not a curated record. Gene Ontology annotation, molecular function: valine-tRNA ligase activity; aminoacyl-tRNA deacylase activity; ATP binding. The coding region runs from base 18 to 3023 and encodes 1001 amino acids. The transcript is spliced from 16 exons. Gene Ontology annotation, cellular component: cytosol.
GUAAAAUUAUAUUAUCAAUGAUGCAACGUACGUUGAGCGAUUAUUCUUUUCUACGAAUGGAUUUUCUCUGUCGGAGAUUACGUUAUUGCACUUCAACUGCAACUGCAGAAUUAUGCAAUAAUAAAAGAUUAACAGAUUUUCCCGCAACGUUUAAACCAAAAGAUGUGGAGCAAGGCUGGUACGAUAUCUGGCAGCACAACAAUUAUUUUGCUGCUUCCAGCACAGCAAGAACAACAAAAGACAAACAUAAGGAAAAAGAGAAUAAAAAACCCUUUAGUAUGGUCUUACCACCGCCCAAUAUAACAGGAGUGUUGCAUCUAGGUCAUGCACUCACUGUUACAAUCCAGGAUGUCCUUGCGAGAUGGCACAGAAUGAAAGGGCAGCCAGUGUUAUGGAUACCAGGUCUGGAUCACGCAGGAAUCGCGACGCAAGCAGUAGUGGAACGUAUGUUACAGCGCACGCGAAAUAUUACGCGGAACGAUAUGAAUCGCGCCGAGUUCGAGCGAUUAGUCUGGCAAUGGAAGACGGAGAAGGCCACGAUUAUCAAUCAGCAGCUGAAAGCCCUUGGUGCCACACUUGAUUGGAACAGAGAAUAUUUUACCAUUGAUAAAAACCAUAGCGCAGCAGUGAUAGAAACGUUUGUACAGCUAAACGAAAGAAACCUAUUGUACAGAGGUAGGGAUCUCGUUAAUUGGUCUCCGGCGCUACGCAGUACAAUCUCAGAGAUCGAAGUCGAGGAUUUUGUAAUAGACGGCAAGACGCGACUCUGGUUACCUGGUCACGAUAAUAAAAUUACCGUCGGCCAAUUAAUCAAGUUGGCAUAUCCGAUCAAAGAUUUGAAGGAAGAACUAAUAGUUGCAACGACUAGACUGGAGACAAUUUUUGGAGAUGUGGCUAUCGCUGUACAUCCAGACGACGAGAGAUAUUCGAGAUACAUUGGACGACAAGUUUUACACCCUAUAAAAAAAAUGUUCAUACCUGUCAUCGCUGAUUUCUCAGUCAAGAGAGAUUUUGGCACUGGUGCGAUAAAAAUCACACCGGCACACGAUCGUUUGGAUUAUAGCAUUGCCAAAAGACACGACCUUCCAAUUAUUAGCGUUAUUGACGAGGCUGGUAAUAUGACGGAAGUAUGCAAAGAAUACAAGGGACUGUCAAGGUUUGUCACACGGGAGAGACUCAUCAAUGAGUUAUCGGCGCGAGGUAUCGUGAAGAGCGUGGAAGAUAAUCACCGAAUGAUAUUGCCACGAUGUUCACGUUCGCAUGAUGUGAUUGAGUAUCUGCCUAAGGAGCAGUGGUUUGUGCGAUGUACAACAAUGGCUAGACAAGCGCGCGAGGCCGUAACGAAUGGUGAAUUAAGGAUCGAUUGGAGCGACAGUGACCACGAACAAUUGUGGUAUGACUGGCUUGAAAACGCCAGGGAUUGGUGUGUGUCGAGACAAUUGUGGUGGGGUCAUCGCAUUCCGGCGUAUUCUGUAAAUCAUGGUGAUAAUAAUAAUAAUAAUAAUGGUAGUGACAAUGAUGUCUUCUCCACUAAUAAUAUUAGCAACACUUCGUGGAUAAUCGCGCGAUCCGAAGAAGAGGCAUAUUCACGAGCACUGGAAAAAUAUGGGGAUACAGUGACCAUAUGUCAAGAUCCUGAUGUUCUUGACACAUGGUUUUCUUCGGCAAUUAUACCAUUUGUCACACUCGGUUGGCCGAAACAUACGAAGGACAUGGCAAAAUACUAUCCAUUAACACUGAUGGAAACUGGUCAUGACAUCUUUCUUUUCUGGGUGGCAAGAAUGGUGAUGCUAAGUCUAGAAAUGACACAAAAUUUACCAUUUAGGGAGGUUCUGCUUCAUGGUGUCCUGUGCGACGCUAAUGGCAAGAAAAUGUCCAAGAGUUUUGGCAAUGUCAUUUUACCAGAAAAUAUUAUAAAUGGCUGUAGCUUUGAAGAAUUGAAUGCACAAGCAAGACAAAAUCACGCAGCGGGCAUUCUCAGCGCUGACGAAUUGCAACGAACACUGCGUGUCAACGCGAAAUCAUACUCUGCAGGAAUACCAGACUGUGGUGCAGAUGCUUUGAGGCUAUCGUUGUGUGCACGUAAUAUUAAGAAUCGUACCAUCAGUUUCGACAUAGAUGAUUGUCGCACAAGCAAAUAUUUUUGUAACAAAAUCUGGCAGGCGAGUAAAUAUAUUUUACUGAUGGCAAAGAAUAAUGAAGAAAACAAAGAAAAUCAACAACAUGGAGACAAAGGAGAAAAAUAUCUAAGUAGUCUUGAUCAAUGGAUCCUGAGCCGAUUGUCAUGGAUGGUGGAGACAGUGAACAGUGCGUUUGCCGAGCGAAAUUUUCAUAAAGCGAUUGCCGCAAUUCGUCAAUUUCUGCACUACGAGUUCUGCGAUCUUUAUGUGGAAGGCACAAAAUUCGGAUUUAAAAGCGGCAAUGCAGCUGGACAUUUCGAUACUCUCGCAAAAUGCUUGGAAGUAUCGUUGCGUCUUCUCGCACCCAUUACGCCUUAUUUAUCGGACGAUCUAUAUAUAAGACUUGUUAAGAAAAAUUUGCCGGGAUUUCAGUCAGUUUCCUCGUUAUUGGAGACGUCUUAUCCGAUGCCGUAUGAGUUCGAGCAUUUAAGAGACAUUGUGUUGGAGGAAAAGGUGUGCAAGCUUGUAAAUGUGAUAGAUGUGAUCAGAAGCUGUAUGGCGAAUGUGAGUAAGAAGUCAAAUCCCGAAGUUAAUAUCCUGGUUAGUAACACGCAUGAUUAUGAUUUUUAUCAGGAAAAUAUAAACCUUAUUAAAGGAGUGAGCAGAAUCUGGAAUGUACUUAUUCAGUUGGCAGAAUCAGUUAAUGAUGGUGGUGAUUUUCAUAAUGAGAUGUUGAGAGGCAACAACGAUAAUGGCAUUUACAAUGCUCAAUACAUACACACAAACGAUUGCUCAUUACUCAUAGAAGUUACGGAUGCAUCAAUGUUGGAGCAGAUUAAAAAGAAUAUUGCAAGAAAGGAGAAAUUGGAAAAGAGAAAUCAAGAAAAAGAAAAUCUUUGUUAGAAUAUAUGAUAUCUCUGCAGCUAUAAUUUUUCUUCUUCACACACUUAACAAGCAAAUUAUAAUAUGUUUUCUGAAAUUUCUUAUAAAUAAAAGUUGAUUGCAAGUUGAUUGUAUACAUGUAGUUAAAUACAGAGUAAUGAUUUUACACAAAUAA